CGGAGCGCGAACGGGAAAGGAACAAAAAAAGUGUUAAAAGCACGGGCGAAACCGCCCGGUAAAAAGCGGGGAGCGUUAAAUGCACGGGCGAAACCGCCCGGCAAAAAAGGAAAAAGGGGGCGCUGGCAGCCAGCCGGGCACGAACUUCCCGGGGAUAUGCCGGCAAAUUACCGGUAUUGCGGCCAAAGCAUAAUAGCAAAGCUAAAAAAUAAAGUAAAGUUUAAAUUGCACGAAAGCGUUUGGAGCGCGAAAAAUUUAAAAAACCAACCCCGGGUGCCCAAAAGGGUACGAAAAAAGGGGAAAUUAAAAAAAAAAUAA
Molecule: messenger RNA, 318 nt
Organism: Gaeumannomyces tritici R3-111a-1
Lineage: Eukaryota; Fungi; Ascomycota; Sordariomycetes; Magnaporthales; Magnaporthaceae
Exons: 1
Source: RefSeq, a predicted model, not a curated record